AUGACAAAACACAACAUUAGUCUUUUGGUUGCCAUAGUGCUGGGACUGAUCUUUUUCAUCAUCACUAUGGCUUUGACUGCUCUGGCAGCGCCGGGAAUAUAUCCAUUUUUGGCGUCCACUGGUAAUAUUUCAGAUGAGUUUGUAACCGAGAUCACACCAUCAGGAUGGACCUUCACCAUUUGGUCGUUCAUUUACAUCUUUCUGGCUUUAGUGUUGGUCUACGUCCUCUCCGGCAUCUUUAGGAAGAAUGCCUAUGGUUACGUCUACUGCAGCCCUGCUAUUUUGCCACAUGGAUUUUUUGUGACUUGGUGCAUUAAUCUGGCUCUCAACACGGCAUGGUUGUUCCUGUGGGACAGAAAGUUGAUGGCUGCAGCACUGGUUUUCCUCAUCCUCAUUGCCUCGACAAACUACCUCAUGAUAUUCUUCUCCUGCCAUUGUCUCAACAACUAUGGAGCCUGGCUCAACAAAUACCACAAAGUAGAUCUGUGGCUCCACCGUGUGUUGGUUCAGAAUGGUAUUGCCAUAUAUGCAACAUGGACGACCAUUGCAUCCCUAGUUAACCUGACCAUUGUGCUGACCCAUGAUGCAAACAUGUCUCAGACGGACGCUGCCACGGUCUCACUCUCUAUUUUGACUGUAGUGUUGUUUGGGUGGUUUAUCCUGGAAAACGUUGUCCUCGACAAACAUGUGAGGUACAUUCUCACCAUUUACCCCUUUGUGAUCUGGGCACUGACGGGGGUAUUCACCAAAAACUAUAACGCUGCAGCCCCCACGCGCAAUAACAUCUUCAUUGCUGCGCAGUUGGCUAUAGCCUGUACCUUGUUUGUCGCACGGGUAUUUUUGGUCGUCUGGAAGAACAUCAAAAAGCCACUUUAUAAAGAUGCCAGCCCAGAGGACAUGUCUCCGAUGGAGAUCGCUGAGAAGCAGAAAAAGAUAUUUAAGUGA
Messenger RNA from Morone saxatilis (striped sea-bass), 945 nucleotides. RefSeq lists its product as uncharacterized. NCBI's taxonomy places the organism in Eukaryota, Metazoa, Chordata, Actinopteri, Moronidae. The record is from RefSeq and is a predicted model, not a curated record. Bases 1 to 945 code for a protein of 314 amino acids. The transcript is spliced from 7 exons.